Molecule: messenger RNA, 984 nt
Organism: Brassicogethes aeneus
Lineage: Eukaryota; Metazoa; Arthropoda; Insecta; Coleoptera; Nitidulidae
Source: the annotation of a GenBank genome assembly
AUGACGCGGGGAUCUUCGACAGACGAAGGUGCCCUCUUUUGGAAACGCAUAUUCUCAGCUUCCGCCUAUGCGUUAGCUUCGUUUGCUAUAACAGUGGUAAAUAAAACGGUAUUAACGAACUACGGAUGCCCGGCCUCGAUUUUGGGCAUAGGACAAAUGGUGGCCACCAUAGUGGUUUUAUUCGGGGCGAAAAAAAUCCGACUGGUGACUUUUCCAAGUUUGGAGAUCGCGACGUUUGGAAAAAUAUUCCCGUUGCCGAUUAUUUACAUGGGAAACAUGCUGACUGGCUUGGGUGGCACUAAGGAGUUGAGCUUGCCCAUGUUCACCGUAUUGAGACGGUUCUCGAUUUUGAUGACCAUGAUAUUAGAGUUAUAUAUUUUAGCUGUUAAGCCAAACUUUAGUGUGCAAUUUAGUGUUUAUACGAUGAUUAUAGGUGCCAUAGUUGCCGCCAGUAACGAUAUAGCCUUUAAUUUACAUGGUUAUGUGUAUGUAUUACUAAACGAUUUUUUUACUGCUACCAACGGGGUUUAUAUGAAGAAAAAAUUGGAUUCUAAAGAAUUGGGAAAGUAUGGCCUUCUCUACUACAAUUCCUUAUUCAUGUUAAUACCAGCCCUAUUUUUCGCUUUCUAUAUAGGAGACUUAGACUUAGCCUAUAACUUCCCAUACUGGAAUGAUUACCUUUUCUUGGCCCAAUUCUUCUCUUCAUGCAUAAUGGGCUUCUUACUUUCAUACAGCAUACUUAUGUGCACUUAUUACAACUCUGCACUGACCACAACGAUCAUAGGGUGUCUGAAAAAUAUCUGUAUAACCUAUUUAGGAAUGGUUAUAGGCGGUGACUAUAUUUUCUCGUGGAUUAAUUUUAUUGGCCUAAAUGUAAGCGUCCUGGGUAGCCUAAUUUAUACCUAUGUGACGUUCAGGAAAAAGGACGAGGUUGCGUAUACAGCGUUGCCAAGUCAGGGGGGUAAAGUGGCCAAUGUUGUAUGA